GCUGUUACUUUUCAGCUUUCACUUCUGGUGGCGGCUUGGAGCAGUUUGUUGGUCUUUUUCUGGUUUUUGGGGCCAAAAGCAGUCGGAGAAGGUACGCAGUUAUGUCGGAGUGGUAAAUGUACACGCACGCAAUCACGGCACAAUUAAAGAACAAAACUAAACACAAUCAUGGCCGACCUUAGGAGUCGCCCCAAUGCGACAUCCAUCUCCAACUUCAACAACAACAACAAAGUGGAUAAGGAAGCCAAGGAAAAUGGAAAAGAAAAUAGUAAAAAGGCGGAGAAAAGUGAUCCUAUGAUAUAUGUUGUUUUUAUAUCACUUCUAUUUGAUCUACUGGCGUUCACUAUUAUUCUUCCGCUGCUUCCAUCACUUUUGGAGUAUUAUCGCCAAAAUGAUGCUUCCGGCUUGUAUGCCCUGCUUACGGAGCGGGUGCGAUGGUUCCAACAGCUUUUGGGGGCUCCGGAGAGGUACAUAUCUGUGCUAUUUGGAGGCUUUCUUGGCUCCAUGUUUAGCUUUUUGCAGUUCGUAGCCAGUCCAAUUGUUGGGGGAUUAUCCGAUUACUACGGCCGGAAACCGGUCUUGUUGGUCUGUGCGACCGGCAUUGCCUUGUCCUAUCUAAUCUGGGCCUUCUCCAGCAACUUUGCCCUGUUUGUCCUGGCCAGAUUUGUAGGCGGUAUCAGCAAGGGAAACAUCUCGCUAUGCAUGUCAGUCAUUACGGAUGUGUCCAGCGUCAAGACAAGGGGAAGAGGCAUGGCCCUGGUAGGCGUCGCUUUCUCCCUGGGCUUUAUUGUAGGACCUAUGAUUGGAGCCAUGUUCGCUAUAUUCUCAGAUAAAAGUGCCAGCGGAGGCACAUGGUUCGUUCUUCCUUCCCUCUUGGCGUUCGGUUUGGCUACAGGGGAUCUCCUAGUACUGGCUUUCUGUUUGAGAGAAACUUUGCCCAAGGAAAAACGAGUUAAGGAGAUCUCAUCGGCGCUGUCAUAUGGUCUGCAAUUGCUUAAUUUCUCAGCCAUAUUUAGAUUUGCCGCCAUUAAAAAUGUACCGAAGAAAGACAUCGAUGCCUUACGAUCCAUUGGAUUGAUUUAUUUCCUAUACCUUUUCCUGUAUUCUGGCUUGGAGUUUACUGUUACCUUUCUGAUGUACCAUAAAUUUGGGUACACCUCCAUGGAUCAGGCCAAGAUGUUCUUGACCACAGGCGUUAUCAUGACUCUGCUGCAAGGAUCGGUGGUUCGUCGCUUGCCGGAAGCAAAGAUCAAGGUUUAUGCCAUCUUCAGUCUAUACUUAAUUGUGCCGGCUUUCAUAUUGGUUGGCUUGGCCGAAGGCAGUCGUAUGCUCUACGCCGGAAUGAUCCUCUUCGCAAUCUCCACCGCCUUUGCGGUGACCUGUCUCACAACCCUGGUGUCCAAGUAUGGUAAUGACGACCAGAAAGGUUCAGUUUUGGGUAUAUUCCGCUCCCUGGGAGCUUUAGCUCGAGCUCUGGGACCCGUAGUGGGUUGCAUUGCUUUCUGGUGCGUCGGCUCUAAAAUCACAUAUAUUGCCGGCGGAUUAUUACUCAUCUAUCCCGCCCUGGCACUGCAACGAGCUCGUGUUUAAUAGUAAUAGGAACAAAUGUUCAAAAUUAAAGAUCAAAGUAAAAAAAACGCGAGUAUUAAAUGCACAUUAUACUUA
Messenger RNA from Drosophila bipectinata, 1665 nucleotides. It is a transcript of the gene rtet, whose product is annotated as major facilitator superfamily domain-containing protein rtet. Gene Ontology annotation, biological process: transmembrane transport. Lineage: Eukaryota; Metazoa; Arthropoda; Insecta; Diptera; Drosophilidae. Gene Ontology annotation, molecular function: transmembrane transporter activity. Gene Ontology annotation, cellular component: brush border membrane. The record is from RefSeq and is a predicted model, not a curated record.